Acanthaster planci (crown-of-thorns starfish) is the source of this 1896-nucleotide messenger RNA. Its product is annotated as lipopolysaccharide-induced tumor necrosis factor-alpha factor homolog. Lineage: Eukaryota; Metazoa; Echinodermata; Asteroidea; Valvatida; Acanthasteridae. Gene Ontology annotation, cellular component: cytoplasmic side of lysosomal membrane; cytoplasmic side of late endosome membrane; nucleus. The record is from RefSeq and is a predicted model, not a curated record. Gene Ontology annotation, molecular function: zinc ion binding.
UGCAUUAGGUAUUUUUGCCAUACCUCCAUUGUAAGGCUCUGUUGGCUGUAGCAAACGGCAAAUAACGCAGAUUGCCGUCACACGGUCUUCGUUCAAGACGAUUUAUUUUGUAAGGUAAACUUACUGGUUAUUUUGGUCACAAUGGAAGAGACCACAGACCCAUCAGCACCACCGCCUGAUUACGAGGCAAGUCAACAGCAGCAACAAGCAGGGGUAGUGCAGGAACCUAUGUCUGGCCCCGAGACUGAAAUGCAGCCACCACCAUACUUAGAGGAAUGGAAGCAACAGCCCAUCCCACAACCGGGACCUGUGUAUGGGGCAGGAUGGCCGCAGCAACCGAUACCACAACCCGCACCAGGCCCGGCCGGGACAGGAUGGCAGCAGCCGGCGCCGGUGAUGCAACAGCCCCAGUCGGCGUUUGUCACACUGUCACCCGGGACCUUCACGGCCUUGCCGACCGCCAUGCAGUGCCCCCAUUGUGGCAACUCCAUCACCACGAAGACGGAAAAGCAAGUCGGUUCGGGGGUCUGGGCUACAGCCGCUAUUAUGUGCUUUAUUGGAUUCUUCUUCCUUGUGUGCUGCAUCGGUCUGAUCCCGUUUUGCAUACCUUCGCUGAUGGACACGGUUCACUCUUGUCCUGUCUGUAAAAAAGUGCUUGGAACACACAGAUUGAUGUGAUUGGUUAUGGAAGUGGCGAAAUUUUGACCAACAGAUUUUUAAAAAAAUGAAAACAUGUAGGCCUAAUUGAUAAUAAUAAGGAGCUGCUUAGAAUUACUGAACCCAUCAAUGGUUGUUCAAUGGCAAUCAUUAUUUUUACACAUACCAAAACCUUUUUCUAAUCCUGAAAAGCAAACUAAUAGUUCAUUUUAAAGGAAGUAAUCCCGUGUCACGUGAAUUGCUGGCAGGAUCAGAGUUUUUAGAACUGCCCUUUACUGUUCACAUUCUAGUGCUGUGGUUCCACAACAAAAGUCGUACCAAAAAGUCAGUGUUCAGUUCCAUGUAAUAACCCAUUCUGUUUCAAAGAAGUAUGUAAUAACGAAUACCUGCUCCAAGAAUCAAAGGGGCCCUCGUUUAUUGAAAUAACGUCGUCUCACGGCCCUUCACGUGAGUUCAAUGGCCAGUACUCAUGGGUCGCACCACGAAGUGACGUGUUACGAGUUUUGGUGCACCACAAAGUGACGUAUACGAGUUUUGGUGCACUACAAAGUGACGUAUACGAGUUUUGGUGCACCACGAAGUGACGUAUACCGUCUAACGACUGUGUACACACGAUACGACAGUAAUUCGUCGUACAACCGACUAUUUUGUUUUAGAUUUGAUUUCUUUCAAAGGGAUAAAACAUUAUGAAAUUCUGCAACAGGCCAAACGUUCACUGUAUGUGCAUUGUUUCGUCGAGUCGGAAUGUAACGAAUUUGAUGGGAAUACUUUUAAAAGUUUUAUAUGUGAAUACCAAAGAUUUAUACCAAAAUAUAUAUGUGUAGACAUUUACGUUUAACAAUCGAUAUUUUAUAAAAUGUUUAAUUAAUUAGGCUAUAUGGUGGUGUUUUUCUUCCAUAACUGAUUGACACAGUAGGUGUAAAAUAUUAUUAUUGUAAAAAAUUGUAAAAUAUUUCAAAUUAGAAACUACAGGUAUUGAAAUGUAACUUGUUUUAAUGUUCAAUCUUUGAGGGAUUUCAAACAAUUUCCCCAAUCUGAGGCGAUUUUAUAAUUCAAAGAGCCAAUCACAAUAAAUAAAGAAACUUAAUGACAGUUCAGAAUUCUUUCGAGAAAUGUCUCAAAUGCUGAGUGAAUGAAUGCCAUCGUUGACAUCAAUCGCAAAAGAAACUAAACCAACAACUGAUUACGGCCGUUUCACAAUAAUGCGCCACCAAGAGUUUGCAACGCGUUAGCCAAUCA